AUGGAGACUUUAGCAGAGAUAGCAACCCAAGCACACGCCUGCUACACGCGUGCCUUGGCGCUUGCUCGAGAGGAUAGGCGCUUAGAAAUUACUAUUAACACCCUGGAGCGGUCUAUAGAGGAGGCUGAAAGGCGUCUAUCUCAUCUUCGAAGUCAUACAAAUAGAAACAUAACACACAUUCACAACACCUUAGGCUCUAGUAAGGUCGUUCAGAAGAGCCAAUCUCUGCGCAUGCACACACCUCUGCUUGUGGCUAAUAUAUUGGUGCUUGGCAGCUAUGUAAUUAAGACUAUCCUUGUUCACGUUGCACGCAAGAAAGGAUUCUUUUAA
Molecule: messenger RNA, 330 nt
Organism: Giardia duodenalis
Lineage: Eukaryota; Fornicata; Diplomonadida; Hexamitidae
Exons: 1
Coding region: 1-330 (109 amino acids)
Source: RefSeq, a predicted model, not a curated record